GCCGGUGGAAGAUAAGCCGACUUUGUGGACACAGGCGUAGGUGAUGAAGUUGCCGGUGGCACCAAUAUCAAGGAGGGCCCGAAACUUCACCGUCGAUGCACCGAGGGAAACGGGAAUGAACUUGAGCUGGAACUGUGCGGAUCCGGCACAAGCAGAGGAGAUCAUAGUGUUGAGGCGGCGUUGCUCGAGGCCUAACCUAAUGAGUCGAUCGUGUCGGGCUCGUUCCUCAACAAGAUCUGUGAAAGUGGUGGCGGAUGGGUUAGGGAGGAGGGUGGAAGAACACCUGGCAGUGGAGGGUUCAUCCGACGGAAUAGGGGACAUCGUCGCGAGGGGGGCAGGCGGAGUAGACUGCGACGCCUGGAGAUUGUCUGAUGGGAUUUGGUUUGUUGGUGCCCCAAUUGGCGACAACGGAGGCAACCCCCUUUUGCUUGGAGAUGAGGGUGUUCGAGAGCUGCGAUCUCUGCGCUCCAUCCUCAUGAAUUGGACGACAUUGAGUUCCUCGGAAGAGAGGGAUGAAGAGUCGAGUGAAUCAAAAGAUGCGUCGGGGUCCGGUGUAGUGAACUCGACCGAGGAGGUGGUGGAGGUGGUGUCCUCGGAGGCGAUGUUGUGGAAGAAACGAGGGCGGGGAGGGGCCGAUAGGGAAAGGGAGGCAGAGGCAGCAGCCAGAGCCACAAGCAUAGCUGAUCAAGUGGCCCUCCUUCAGGUCCCGGAAGCCAAUGCUGACCGGUUCCAAGAGAGGCUAGCUGUUGUCGUAGCAGCCUUGGUUCGACUGCGGAACUUGGAAGACCUUGAGUCCCGUGUAACAGCACUGGAGCAGCGGAACCAAGAGCUGCAGGCUGAGAUAAUCAGCCUCAAACAGUCCCAACUGUCUGCCCCCCGCCCUCCUAACCCUCAACCUACUGCAGUCCCAGUCUCUCAAUCUAACACAGUCCUCAUGGCAAGAGUAAGUGGAACUGUGACGAGCGCAGGAACCGGUGCCAGCUCCUCAAGCGGCAGCGCCGACAGUUCUGCACUAGUCAUAGUCUCAAAUGCAGGGACAUCAGCCCAAAACGCCACAGUCCUUACUAGCGUACAGUACAGCAGUCCCGUAGUGCACAAGCGGGCGGCCACUUUGUCGUCCAAGUACGACGGGAAAGCGUAUAUCACCUCUUGGAUUAGUUCCAUGCGCUCAUACUUCGAGGUUAUGCGGACACCGCAGGAAGACCGAAGCAUGAUCAUGGGCACUAAUACUGAGCCCGCCGUACAGAAUCACAUUGAGCUCCAAGCUAUUGCUGCAAGUUAUGAAAGAAUUGACCUGACUGAGUUGCUGAAGGUAACUUCUGUACGCACCCUUGAGGACCUUCUCAUCACACGGUACCAAGAUAAGCACGUUGCGCUAAAGGCAAAGCUGAAGUUUGAGGCCCUCAAGGGCCAAACAUGGAGGUCCUCCAUGCAGGCUUUGGAACAGCACUUGACUGGUCUGUUCACCACUCCAGACCUGGGAAUGACCGACGUGUCUUGCAUGGAUGUAGUCAUGGGAGUGGCCCCUAAAGAAUACCUCUCCCUGUUAGCACUUAAAGACCAUACCACUUGGCGAAAGCUCAUGACGGAUCUUGUCAACCUAGAGGCCAAGGACCUCGCCAGGCGUAAGAAGGCGCCCGCUGCAGGUGGACAACCACAACGCAAGCGGUAUGGAAGCAGCAACCAGCUUGCCCUGCAUGAACAUCGGGAGGUUGAAGAUCAGUCUUACGCGGAUGAUCUGUCACUAGAUGACGAUCUAGAGUCGAACUCCGAUAUGGGCUGUUCUACAUCAGCCAUUGAGUCUGACGUGAACGAAGAUGAAAAACUUAAUGCUUUCAAAAAGACUGCUUCAACUAAGGGGCCUAACCGUGGUUCGGGUAGGGGAACCAUUGCACACCUCCCCAAGAAUGCGAAAAUCCCUGAGAAACCGGAGGACGCUUCAACCAAGCCUUGGGAAGCCCUCCGUAUCAGUCAGAAAGAAUGGGAAAGAAGAUCCAAACUGCGCGUAUGCUUGCAUUGUCAAAAGCCUAGGCAUGUUGUGCAGGACUGCUAUCGUCUGCAGGGAAACAAGCAAAGGGCGUAGAAGAGUCAUCUGCACCCUCUACAACAAGGGAAGCUGAGCCAUCAGUUGCAGGCCCCUCCAAUGAGCCUAGAUCUAAUCAACAGUUUACCCUUGA
Chara braunii is the source of this 2177-nucleotide messenger RNA. Lineage: Eukaryota; Viridiplantae; Streptophyta; Charophyceae; Charales; Characeae. The record is from the annotation of a GenBank genome assembly.